AUGGCGGAUAGUCUCCUCGAGAACUACAACCCGCUUUACGAUGUCCAUCUGCGGCAAUAUUUUGCGCUGCCGCAUAUGCAGAAACAUCUUCGUCGUAUGGGUUUAAUUGAUUCCAACGGGAAAAUGCGUGACGGUGAAGAGGCGGUUUACGCUCGACAUAAUAUGAUGAUGGAUAUGAUGCUCAAAAAUAGGGAACAACAACUGUUAAAAUUAGCUGAACUACAGAAAAAGUUAGAUGCUGCUGAGAAAGUCGAGGUCUAUAGACGGAUUAGGAGCGGCCAGAGCCCAGAAUCGUUUCGUCGGGUGAAGGCGUCCAGAAGCUUGUCAAGAGGCCGUCCAAGGGAAGAAUCCGGGGGUAGACGACGUCGUUAUUCCAACAGCUCCGAUGAUAAGCGGAUGAUCCAGAAGGUUGAGACCACCGACGAAGCUGAUCGGAUCAAUGAGAAGGAUCCGUAUGCCAGGCUGUCUGCCAAGGCGUCGAAAUAUCGAUAUUUGCAUAAGCUGGAUGACCGUACCCUCGUCGACUAUCAAGAUCAACUCCGUCGCGAGCUGGACCGACUCGAGCGCUUCCGAGACCUCUCGUUCGGCGUCCACUCUGUUGCCCGCCAUCCUCCAUCAUCAGCGCAGUCGUGGUUCUUCAGGAGGAGGUCGCUGCCCUCCCUGACGGCGUCGGCCCCGGCCGCCGCCUUACACGAACCGCUCAGGUCGGUCAAUUCGUUGCGUGGCCGAAAGGUGACGUCAUCGCCGAGGAGGGUUGCGAAUGAUUCGUGUCCACCUACCGUACGACAGAGGAGGACUUCGAAUAGUGCAAAUCCUCGUUUGCCACCGAUUCAGCGUAAGCAAGUUUCAAAAUCGGCUGCCACCAAUGUCACCAAGUCAUCAGCAAAGCCUGUAAGGCUGCCACCAACACAACCAUCCACCAGAGCCAAGUCCCAGUCGAAAGAACGCGGCUCAACCAAAGCCUCAAAACGCGACAAGCUCCCAGCCUUGGAGGCUGUCGGUGUUGGCAUCGGUCUGACUGCCGGUGGAAUCGGUGCAGCUGUAAUGGCCAGAAAACAAUCAGAAGGCAAACCAAGCCCACCGCCAGCCGCUGCUUCUUCUCCAUUGGCUUCACCAGCUCGAACCGAAUCAAUCCAUGGCGAUGAUCGUCAACUGGGCGACGAACAAUGCACAUUCUACGAAGAUGGCCAAGUCUAUCGCCCAGCCAGCAAUGCAACAAAUGGCACAAGUGACACUGGAGGUGCUGAUGAAACCAACGAUGAAUAUUCCGCCACCCAAACCACUGAAGAUGAACGUGAACGAACACCGGAACCACAGACUGAACCCGAAGACCUGCCCACCCCCCGCUCAUCAGAACCUCAUCAUAUCGUUGAGCGCAGUGCCAGCCCCGGCCAAGAGGAAAACCGUGAAAUCGAGGACCUAGAGGAGGAGCCAGUUCAUCUCAAAGAGAUACCGCCCCAGGAAGCCGAGGCUGAGCCUCACCAUGAACCCGAGAUCCGAGGCUCCGAUGAGCCCGAGGGUGGCAAAUCUCCGAGCCCGAUCCCCGCCUCUCCCAUCGCUAGUGAGAAAGAGAAUGAGCUGGAAGAGGAAGCUCACCAUCAAAUUGAGACCGAUGGCCACCAUGAUCAGGUUGUUGAGGCUCACUACGAUGAAAGGGAGGCUGAAGGCAAUCCUCAUGAUGAAGAACAUCAUGCUGUACACAAACGAGUUCUUGAUGAGAAUGAGGCCCCAACCGCUGAAUCAGUUGAAGAGCAAGCGGAGCGUGAAGUGUUCCAUCAUGUCAUCCAUCGGGAAGAAGAGCCUAUUGAUGAUCAUCAUGUUCUCGAGAGCCAACCAAACGUUGAGCAUCAAUUUGAGCAGCAAGAAGAAGAACGGGUGAUCACACCGGUUGAGGCAAGUAUUGCGGUCGAAGAAGAGGCAGCAGAAGAACAUGUAGCUCAUUCACCUGUUGGGUCAGGCAAUGAAGAGCAUGAGCAUGAGCAGGAAGAAAUACAUGCCCGCAAUUUCACCCCAGUAGAGGCGGAGCAUGUUGAGGAAAUUCAUCAACCUACAGUCGAAUACGAAGAUACAGCUGAACCAGAGACUCAAAGGUCACCGAGCCCGCCGGCUGAUACUAAACGGUCUGCUAGCCCAAUUGUUGAAGCUCAUCGAACACCCAGUCCACCGGUUGAAGCUGCCCGAACACCUAGCCCACACCAACAACAACAUCGCACUCCCAGCCCUCCAGCAGAGGCUGAACGUGAGCCAACGCCUACGGAAUCUAUCCAUCGAGAGCCAAGCCCAGUAAAAUCUGAAGACCACCAUGUUGAUGAACAACCUGAAUCUCCAAUCCAACCGAUUCCAAUCAAUGAGGUCGUUGAUCAGGCCAUGAACCAAGUAAGCGAAGAAUUGACCCGGUCCUUCUAUCAAGGGGCUGAAGAAGAUGCUGGACCAGAAGAUACAAACUCUCCAAUCAUGAUGCGAUCACAUUCACCUGUCCAUCUCGAGCAAGAGGUCCAAGAUUCACAUGACGCACGACGCGGCAGCAUCACUGAGAGGCAGCUAGAUGAUCAGGUGCUUGAUGAGGACACUAAUAUUGAGCCCUAUCAGCAUCAAGAUGAGCGAGCUCUGGAUGAUCGUGAGUAUCCGGAAGAGGAUUUGCAUGAGCACCCAUCAAUGCACAGCGAAUCGGAACAUCCGGUGGCGGGAGAUGCUGACGAAGAUCCGGAGAUACCACCCCAUUCACCGGUAGCAAAUGAUGUUGAAGAAGAACCGAUAGUAGCCACUCAUCUUCAUGAGCUGGGACAUCAGCCCGAAGAAGAACAUCGACCACCGAGUGAGCCGCUCAGCGAGCAUGAGCCGGUCAAAUCUGCAUCCCCUGUCAUCCAGGACCGUGUGUAUAGUCCGGUGGAAGCUGCCAUCUCCCCUGUUGGAGAUGAACAACGGGAAGAGCGUCUUGUUACUCCAGUGGAAGACGAACAGGUACAGGGAGCUGUCUCUGAAUCUCCGGCUCCUGCUGCCGCAACUCCAGAACCGGAAGCACACCCUGAGUCACCUGUCCAUGAUCAUCAUGCUCAGGAAGCAGAGCAUGGCGUAGUCCAGCACGACGAUAUCCCAGUUGGCGGUCACAAUCAGGAACAACAAGAGGAGGAUACGGAAGAUCAAGAGGAAGCUGUGCAUCCACCAGCUGGCCAUGUCGAUGACCAUGUCUGUUCGAUCCUCGACACUCAGCCACAGGGGGAGGAUGAGCUGUCGGAGCAGGAACUUAGUGAACGCCGAUCACCAGCCGAGCUUCACUACCAACCGUUUGUCAACACUGAGGAGGAGCCGGAGGCGGAACAUCACGAUCUCCACCAUAGUCCGAUGAGUCAGGGUGAGGAUUUCCAUCUGCAGUCACAAGAGGCGCUUGGCGUUCCGACAAUUCUGGAGACAGCCGCUAGUGAGCAUGGGCACGGAUCGGAAGACAAUCUAUCUACCGAUUCCAUGAUUAUUCAUCAGGAGGCUGUAGAGAAGGAGGAAGAGCAUCCGGUUGGGGAUCAUGAGACUCACAGCGAUGAGGAAGCGAAGAGAAGCAGCGACGAAAACGGGAAUACUAACGGUGAACACGGGGAGGUCGAACAGAAUUACCCAGAUGGAACACAUGUCUACGAGCAGGAAUAUGAGGACGAGAACGGCGGUCAUGUACACCGCAAGGUUGUGCAUAGUGAGCAUGAGGACGAGAAUGGCCACUACUACAGUCAUCACGAGAGUGAGACAACGACUCGGCUGAUUCAUGCUGGCUCUAAGACGCCCGGAAGUGAGCGUCCAGCCAGCGGAUCCCCUCGAAUGAGCCCAACCAUGGAACAAUCAAGCCUC
This is a messenger RNA of Mesorhabditis spiculigera, 3834 nucleotides long. The record is from the annotation of a GenBank genome assembly. NCBI's taxonomy places the organism in Eukaryota, Metazoa, Nematoda, Chromadorea, Rhabditida, Rhabditidae.